Molecule: messenger RNA, 1791 nt
Organism: Pelobates fuscus (common spadefoot toad)
Lineage: Eukaryota; Metazoa; Chordata; Amphibia; Anura; Pelobatidae
Gene: BNIPL
Product: BCL2 interacting protein like
Exons: 10
Coding region: 178-1230 (350 amino acids)
Biological process (GO): apoptotic process
Cellular component (GO): cytoplasm
Source: RefSeq, a predicted model, not a curated record
AUAAAAAAAAAAACCUCACUGGUUUGGAAAUUGAAUGAGAUACAGGUGUGAGAGGUGGAAAAACCAGUUUGAGAUAGGUGUGUGUUUUUGUAUUUUCUUAGCUUGUGUAGCAGGAAGACUUUGUUAGGGAUGAAUCCUUGAUAUGAGACACCAACUUGUAAAGUGAUUUAUGUAAACAUGGGGGCCUAUCUCCACGCAAACUAUGAGGAAAAGCUACAACCAAGCUUUGAUAAAGACCUUGUGGCCCAGGCUCCAGCAUUUGUGGGUGCAGCGCUGAUGAGAAUUGAUGACAUGGAGCUGAAAGAAGAAUGGCAGGAUGAAGAGUUUCCUAGGCCUCUUCCAGAGGAGACCACAGAGGAGAAUUGUGAUUCCAAAGAAGACCAUGAACCAGAGUGUCCACCCAAUACUCUGGAACUGUGUGGCAAUCGGCAUAUGAAAAGGCGGCUGUCUGCUCCCUCACUCAGCUUUAAUUUGGAGAACAGUGAGGGCUCCAUGAGGUCCAGCGACAUAUUUGAUCAAAGCACAGAUGAUAUUGACUUUGAUAUUGACGAUUUGGAAACGCCAAACAGCAGCGAAAUGCUGGACUUCACCGAAAACAGCCAUGAAUUUGAGUGGGAAGAUGACCUGCCAAAGGCUAUGGGAACAGAGGAGAAAACAUAUAAUGAAAGCCUUAUUACUGACCUGGAAGACAAGACAGGCCGAAAAUGGCGAAUAUUUCUGAUUGGAGAACACAAAGUAGACAUGACUGCUAUUGAGCCGUAUCAACAAGUGAUCUCUCAUGGAGGUUACUAUGGUGAUGGUUUAAACGCAAUCAUUGUGUUUGCCUCUUGCUAUUUACCGGAUAGCAGUAUUCCAGAUUACCAGUAUGUCAUGGACAAUCUAUUCAGAUAUAUUAUAGGAACACUGGAUCUUAUGAUUGCAGAAGACUACAUGUUGAUUUAUCUAAAUGGUGAAACCCCUCGCAGCAAAAUUCCUCCUAUUGGUUGGAUCAAGCGUUGUUAUCAAGCAACCGGUAGAAGGUUGAAGAAAAAUCUGAAAUCUGUUUUGAUUGUCCAUCCCACGUGGUAUGUGAGAGCUCUGCUCGCCAUCAUUCGACCAUUUAUCAGCUCCAAGUUUGCACGAAAAGUGAAAUUUGUCCACAGCUUGAACGAUCUCUCCCAGAUUGUAUCACUAGAUGAUGUCCAUAUACCAGAUUGCAUUAAAAAGUCAGAUCAUGAUAUGAACCGAUGAGCCUGUAAAGAGAAGAUAUUUGUUUAUAUGUGUAUAUAUAGAACGACAUACUGUAAUAUAGUUUUCUGCACAUGAGCAAGACAGUUUACAUAUUUAUCUACUAAAAAAUUAUACUUCUAACCUAAAGAGCAGAUGAGCCAACCUAAGUUUGUCAAAGCCAGACUUUAAAUAAAUGAAUGGUUAACCAGAUUAUUUAGUGUGGGAUAACUUAACUUUUUUUUUAAUGUAGUUGGCCAUUCCUACGGUUUGUAAAUAAAGGUGGAUCGUAUGGGUGCCACCCACCAGGAAGAGGUAAUACAAUGUCCCUGCUCGCAAAAAGACGUCAAUUCAUGCACAAUGUGCUCACAUACACAAAUCCGCACAAUUCACAAGCUUUGUUUUUGUGUGAUAUUGCCUGGGUGAUAAACUGGCAAGAUUGUUACAUUUUAUGAAAAUUGAAUGGUUGUCUUUGUCAGAAUCUGCAUCUUGGGGUAUAUCGGGUUGGCAAAUUGAUUAUACCAUCAGAUUUAUCAUUUUUCACAUACUAGCAGUGCUUUUAUUCCUUUGCAGGGUCAUUUUCAC